This is a messenger RNA of Dentiscutata erythropus, 558 nucleotides long. The record is from the annotation of a GenBank genome assembly. Lineage: Eukaryota; Fungi; Glomeromycota; Glomeromycetes; Diversisporales; Gigasporaceae.
AUGACUGAUGACAAUAUAUGGAUUGCCGCUGGUGAUGGAAAUAUAGAACGCGCUCUCUUAUCCACCGGAAUAUCCCCAAAUAUUCAAGAUCAAAAUGGUUACACGCCAUUAGCUGCUGCUGUUUCUUAUAAUCACAUCGAACUUGUCGAAUUUCUCUUGUCUCAAGGUGCUGACAUAAAUUUCCCUGAUCAUGAUGGCGAUACAGCUUUACAUCUGGUGGAAACUGUUGAAAUGGCUCAAAAAUUACUUGAUCUAGGCGCUGAUCCAUUUCUCACUAAUUCGUAUGGGAAAACUCCUGCCCUAGUUGCAUUUGAAGAACAACAUUUUGAUGUGGCUAUGCUCCUGAGUUCCAAAACUGGUGAACUAAUUCAAGAAAAUAACUUUGAUGAUGAACAUAACAACUUGACCGAACCUACCACACCAAAAUUGCAACUUGAAGAAGGACGCAUAUCAUUGGUUGAUAUAAAGCAUGCCCAUUUAAACUUGGGAGAGGAAAUUGUAAUGGUCGAUAUUACCACUUCCGGAAACCGCGCAACCCCGGAGAAUCGACCGUCUUAA